CUAAGUAACAGUUUCAGUUCAUCAACUUUGUUUUCACGUUUCGAGUUGUCAAAAUUUCACGAGUUUAUGUCACUGUGAUGAAAAAGGAAUGGACUGCAAAAUUAAAAUUAGUAGUGAGAGUGUUAUUGAUAAAUAGCAGUGGUGUCAUCAUACACAUUUAAAUGACGUUACUCCCAGCACAUCUGAAGAUAAAGGUCGAAAACGCGGUAGAAAACGCAAGGUUAAAAGAAAGAGACGCGGUAGUAAAAGAAAUACCAGAGGUCGGAAACUGACAGGAAUAAAAGGUGAAACACAGUACUCUCCAGAAACCAUAAAUUCGGAAGAAAAUCAAAUUACAUCGUACGGCUUCACGAAAUCCACGGAAAGUCGCAAAUCUAUAGUAGACAAGAAUAAAGAGGGCGAAGGCAGAGACAAAAAAGAUAGAAAAGAUGAAGAUCGCAGUCGAGAAUACGAAUCAAGAAGAGACAACACAGACGAGACACUAAAACUUAGCAAUCAUCAGCACUGUGAAAAUCCUAAUUGUCUUUGUAAUAUGGAUAAAACACAAGAGGGGAAUCAUUCUCACCAGUAACUCAAUGUUCUGUAAUAUUUGCGAGUGUAUUUAAAUUAAACGAGUUCUCUAAAAGAGA
This is a messenger RNA of Leptinotarsa decemlineata (Colorado potato beetle), 629 nucleotides long. RefSeq lists its product as uncharacterized. Lineage: Eukaryota; Metazoa; Arthropoda; Insecta; Coleoptera; Chrysomelidae. Gene Ontology annotation, biological process: nucleosome assembly. Gene Ontology annotation, molecular function: DNA binding. Gene Ontology annotation, cellular component: nucleosome. The record is from RefSeq and is a predicted model, not a curated record.